Diachasma alloeum is the source of this 2558-nucleotide messenger RNA. RefSeq names its product sine oculis-binding protein homolog (gene Sobp). The transcript is spliced from 4 exons. The record is from RefSeq and is a predicted model, not a curated record. Gene Ontology annotation, biological process: animal organ development. The coding region runs from base 1 to 2016 and encodes 671 amino acids. Lineage: Eukaryota; Metazoa; Arthropoda; Insecta; Hymenoptera; Braconidae. Gene Ontology annotation, cellular component: nucleus.
AUGAGUAGUAAAUUCAGACUGUCUCCAUUGUCAUCAUCAUCGUGCUCCUCGUCAUCCUCAUUGUCUUCUAAACGUGAAAUUAGUGUGAGGCGCAAGUCCAGUCGCUUGAAUUCAUUGUUAUCGAGUCAGAACAGCUGUGGUGAUCAGGACAUUGUCAGUGUUAAAGUUAAGAAAGAACCACCGGAGGAUGAGAUAAAGGAGUAUGCAGCAAACGCAAUGAGUGAACUCCUCGGUUGGUACGGCUACGACAAAGUCGACAGUGGCUGCACUCGUGGUCUCAAUCUGGAUCACUUUGCCUCCUCCUCGAGUCCCAAGUACCAUCACCAUGGUACGACACGACUGACCACCAAAGUUACAUCUCCCGGAAUUCCCCGGCAAAGUGUCUCAAGGUCACCUACAUCAAGGACUUCAAGGUCAUCGCCGAGUAUCUCAGUUGUAUCGUACAAGGAGAAUGGCCUUGCCCAAUCGUCUCCACCCCUGUCGCUCAGAACGGGACCGGCGAGUCCUAGGAUUAUCGAAAACAGUGACUCAGCGUCAGAUACCCCUGAUAGUUCAACGACGUGUUCAUGGUGUGGUCGUGCCGGCGGAUCAUGGGAGCCGGGUUCAACUGGUUCAAUGUCAUUCGGUGUGAUAAACAAUUCCGGUCGUUUCUGCAGCGAAGCGUGCUUCGCAGCGGGCAGACGUGCUGCAUUCAAAAGAGCCAGAACUUGCGACUGGUGCAGGCACGUUCGACAUUCCGUCAGUUAUGUUGACUUCCAGGACGGAGAAAGUCAGCUGCAGUUCUGCAGCGACAAAUGCCUAAACCAGUACAAAAUGAACAUCUUCUGUCACGAGACGCAGACCCACCUAGCCCUCCACGGCCUAAGCAGUGCAUCCCCAUCGGCCCUAACGACAAACCCAUCGAACCUCGGUGGUCUCAUAACCCCCGAUCUUUGGUUACGAGACUGCCGCUCCCCGCCCCCGACGCCCGAAGAGCCCGAAGAAGAUCCCCUCAUAGUAGACGACGAGCCGUCUCCCUGUGACCCCGAAGACGCAUCACCGGGCAUAAUCUCCACAAUCUCUCCCAACCGGGAGGACAUACCAUCCCCAAACAUCGACGUGGAAGAGGCAACCGUCGAGGAAGCGAUAAAGGAAUCCUUGAAGGACGAAGAGCACAGGAGAUCGCAGUCCCAAAAGGCCGAGUCCCCCCCGAAAUCCAAAGACCCUGAAGACAGUGAUGAGCGCGGUGACCCAAAACCUCCAAGUCCCAAAGAUAAUUCACAUCCCAGAAAGCCAAAGCCCCAGGAGAACUGCAUUCACCUGAAAGACAUGCGAAAACUGAUGUCGAAAGGAAGACAAGUGACGUCGAAUCACUCGAGGCCUAGAAAAUGGCUGACGGAGCCGAUUCCGGUAGAUCCCCAGGUCCCCAGAUCCGCCCCCGGUCUCAUCAACCACCCAAACAUACCAAAUUACGUUCCUCAUCCCCAGAACUACCCACUCCGUCAGCAGAUCACGAUGGGCGUCGUGGGACCAAUGGGACCGCCCCUCCACUCCUACCACCCGGGAAUUCCUCCACAAAUAAAUACUCCCCAAACAGGAUUAUUACCCCCUGUAACCGUUCUAGUCCCCUACCCAAUCCCCAUACCCAUCCCCAUCCCAAUACCAAUCCCCAUUCCGCUCUUCGGUAAAUUCUUCCAGUCCCGGAGUUCUGAAGAUAGUGAUGAGAAAAAUUGUGAAGGGAGCAAAGAGUCCUCUACUGAGAGCCCUCAGGACCUCUCCAAACACCGGAAGUUCGAUGAUAGCUGUAGGAAUUUAGGAGAGAAAAUUCUGAGGGUUGACGAGUCCGUUGCUUCACCACCUGUUGCCAGCGUUUCGAAUCUACCGACAGCUGUUUUAGAGGCGGAAGGGGUCGGUUUAGGGGGAGAGAAAAUAGUCAAUUUGAAGAGACCCUUGAGGAAGAGACGACGACUCUCUGGGGGGAAUCCCGACGAGGUUGAGGGGAGAAUCAAGAGGAGGAGUAAAAUACUACCUGUGUAAAUGGAUUUCCGGUGAUUGGAGUUUGAUUUACGAAUUAUACAAAAAUGUUAUGUAACAGCAAAAACCACACCAUCGCUUACGGCGCGAACAACGGAGUGUUAUAAGGAAACGCGGGACGAAUUCUGAAGUCAUAAAUUCGCUAAUUGAAAUAUAACUGUCAUGAGAUCUUCUCCACGUGAGAAACUUACACUCAGCAUAAUUAAUUGAACAUCAGAAAUCAUUGGAUUCUAGAAAUCAAUGAGCCGAUGACUGGCUGUCGUUGUCUAAGACACUUUAGCAUCGGUAAAAAUUAUUUCCUGAAGUGUUGGAGAAAUUUAGGAAUAAUGUGAAGAAUUUAUUUGAACAGUUGAAAGAGUAUUGUCUGAUUGAACGGUAAUUAGUGGUCGCGCAGCCACGGAAUUUUGACACAAUAUUUGUACCUCUAUACUAGAAACAGAAAUAGGGAUCCCAAUUUCGAUUAAAUGAUCUCUCGACUUUCAAUAACAAGUCAAUUACAGAUAGGGGAGGGUAGGGCAAAACGGACUCCUAGGGCAAAACGAACC